Molecule: messenger RNA, 3805 nt
Organism: Pocillopora damicornis (cauliflower coral)
Lineage: Eukaryota; Metazoa; Cnidaria; Anthozoa; Scleractinia; Pocilloporidae
Molecular function (GO): protein binding
Source: RefSeq, a predicted model, not a curated record
UUUGUCCAUAAUGGCAAGAGAAUGACAUAAGAUCUUCGAGCUAAGAUUAAAAAAUAUUCACCUGAAGUGUACAAGGGGAUUUCAUCUGAGUUCCCGAUCGCAAAACCGCCGAUGGACUGAGAUCUGGCAAGUUGAACCGAUUAUCAACAGCCUUCAAACAAUUUUCCCUAGUCAAACAACUCUCUGACUAACUCGAAGUUCGCUGAAAGACCACUUUUUUGGAAGAAAUUCCUUUGAGAAUCUUCAAUAUCGCUCCCAAACGCAAUCGACAAUGAACACAGAAUACAUCUUAAUGAAAGACAGUCAAUUGGACAGGCAUGAGAGGGUUUUUACUCGAUGGAUUAAUCUUCAAUUAGCAAAAGCGAAUCCUCCGGUAAGAGUCUCUAACCUUGUCAACGGAUCGAAAGAUGGGAAAGUUUUACUCACACUUGUUGAAGUACUUCUUGGAAUCAAAGUUUUGAGAGACACGAAAAACAGCCGCAUAGCUAACAUUAAAAGUAUCCAGGAGGCUAUGGGACACUUGGCUAGAAACAAGGUCCGAACAGGAAGCGUUACAGCCAGCGAGAUUGUAUCCGGUGUUCAGCGGGCUACGAUAAGCUUGGUGUGGAGUAUCAUCUUUCAAUUUCAGGUAAUCAAGGCGAUUCAACCCUCUCAAACAGAUUAUGGAGUCGAUCAAAAGCUUCUAGGAUGGUGUCAAUAUCAGCUGAAAGGAUACAAAAGUAAAGUAGAAGUGACUAACCUAACCACGAGCUGGAUGGAUGGUUUAGCAUUUAAUGCGCUCCUUCACUCUUUCAACCCAUCUCACUUUAACUUUGAUGCAAUAUCAGCAAGUGACGGGGAGAAACGUCUUGCAAAUGCCCUUAACCUGGCCACUGAAAAUUAUGGAGUACCUCCCAUUUUUGACUUGGAAGAUUUUGGAAUCGAAACACCAGAUAAAAAUAUGAUAACGCUUUUCUUAUCAUAUUUGUAUCAAUUCACGAGGAGCGGAGCAUUAUCGGUCGAGAGUUUUGAAACAUUCAGGAAACAAACAUCAUCUGAAGUAAAAACGGAAUACAAAGUACAGACCUUUUCCACACGGUAUGAAACGUCAAGUUCGCGUGCUACAACUUAUGAUGUCAGAACGACAAGCACUACUCAUCAAGGAAAGAAUGAUAGUGUCUUCUAUGAAAACCAAUCUGUGGGAAAUGAACGAGUUCUUCAUGUGACUGGUUUCCCUUCAUCGAUUCAGAUACAAGGGCGAAAAGGUUUUGUUGUGUCACCGUUUCGAAAACCCUCGGGCAGUUCAUCCAGAAAUUCAUCGAGAGCCUCAAGUCCAGACUCUAAGGAGCUCAAAGACGAACCUCUAACGUUCACAUCGUCACCUCAAAUGUCAUGGAAUGAAUCAUACGAGUACAAGGUCGCCACCAGAAAUGUCACAUCAGAUAGUCACGUAACAUCCACUUCCAGCACUAACAUGUUAUCGUCUCAAAGUAGCGAAGAUGAUUCUGCCAGAGUGGAUAAAUUAAUCAGCAUGGUUCAGAAUGGUCAAACGCAUGAAAACCAUAAAGAGGUGGUACCUGGCGAUGUCAAAAGCGACUCAGAGAAGCGUAUUACCUAUACAGUAGAGAAGAGGACAGAGCGAGCUCCAGUUGUGAACAUAGAAACUGAAGAGACAGUUGUUGAUGAGAUAGUGAAAAAGACAAUUGGCACGGUAGAGGAUGAACAAGAAAGAGAGAGAAGUGGUAAAAGUGACGCCGAGAUUGAUGCAAAAGAAGGUGAUGGCUCCAACAAGGUCGCAGCUACUCCUGAGAAAGAUAGAAAGGGAGAGGCGCUCCACGAAAACACAACACUGCCUGACGGCAGAACAAAUAAAACCAGAGAGGUUUUGUUGGUAUCUACUGCACGUAUCUCUGGUGAGGAAAAUCCAAAGAAAACAGAACCCGAUGGACGGGCGUCUUGGCUCUCCGUUAGCACUGAAGAUGAUGGCGAACAGUCUUCUGAUGCUAGCCUGGUUCAUUAUUUUAGAUAUGACAAGGAUGAGUCCAGUCCUCCCAGAUACCUGACCCAAAUUCAGAUCAAUUUGGGAGGACAAAGAGAAAAUAACGUCGGCUCCACAGCUGGCUCAAUCAACUUUGUGGACUACCUGAAGAGGAAAUUAGACGCCGUUGAUCGAGAUUUAUUUGACAUCGAGUACGGUGCAGGACAGUCGGACAAAGAAUCAAUGGACUUACAGACCACGAAAAAAGCGUUGGACCAACACAAGGACGUUCUGCUUGAGUUGGAGUCGGUUGAGGCCCAUACUUAUGAUGUUCUAGAGGAGGGUAAAAAUCUGGUCAACGAAAAAUGCUUUGAUAGUUCGCAUGAGGAAUACUUUAGUGAUAGAAUGGAGGCAACAGAAGGAAAACUGAAGAGGACUGAGGAAGUCGUGAAUAAGGAGCAUCAAAGGUUGUUCGACCUGUAUGUAAUUUUGCUCAAUCAGCACUUGGAGCGGAUGAAUGAUUGGCUUGUCCGUGCCGAGUCCCGGAUGGCCUUAGAUGAUGACGUGGAGCCAACAUACGAAGGAGUAAACCUUCAAAUCGUCAAUCAUAAGACAUUCCAGGAAGACUUGUCUAAUCAUUCCAUGGUGAAUAUGAUACUUGAUAUGGACAUGGAAGAUCCUGCUAUAGAUGAAACCAUUCGGGACUGGGUCAAACAGGUUUUGAGUGAACGUUGGGCUGCAGUGUGGACGUGGGCAGAAGAAUGGAAAGAGAAGCUUUACAAAGCCCUUAUCGACUGGAAUAAACUUCGCGAAGAAGAGACUGUUCUAUUGUCCUGGUUGUCAAGUAAAGAGCAAACCAUGGAUGUUAUUGGCCAAACGGAUAUCACAGAUGAGGCACAAGUGAAAAUGCACUUGAAUUUGCUAGAGACAUUAGAGCGCGAAAUGGAUGCACAAGGCACGCGACUGGAAUCUCUCCACCAAAUUGGAGAAGAACUCAUAAGAGAUGCUGACUACCACAAUUCUACCGCUAAAGCAAUCUGGGACCAAUUGGAAGACUUUGAUGAAUGCUGGAAAGCGAUUAGCAACUCAGUCAAGGAGAGGAAAGCAGUGCUUCAAGAUACCCAAAGUAAGGUGAAACAGAUGGGGGACUUGAUGAAAGAAGUUCGAGCCUGGAUGGACGAGGCCGAAAAAUUAAUCAAAUUUAUUCGAUUACAAAGUGACCCUGAGAAGGAAACCAAAAUCCAAGAAAAGAUAGAGCUUAAAUGUGAGGAAAAAGACAGAAACCAGCUCAAAGUCGACGAGAUCAAUCGCUUAGAGGAAGAACUAAGCGCAAACAUCGAUAAGAGGUCCAAUUACUACAUGAAAAGAGUCACCAAGCCAUUCAAAAAACGCUGGGACGACACAAGAAUUGCCCUCGACAGAUUUCGUAAUGAUGACUACCCGUUUGUCAAGCCUGACGACUGCUUCCUCGUUAAAUGUUUAAAGAAGGCCCUCGUAGUUAACUGAAUAGAUUCCUGGUGUCCUUAAAAUCCAAAGUGACGAUAAGGCAUGAUGUGUGAUGCUUUACGCACCAGCUCUCUUUAAAAUAGCCACGCUUAUUUUUAAAGCACCAUUCAUGUAAAUGAACCAAAGAAAAAGUGGAUUUGGAUCCUUCCAUGGCAGAGGAAGGGAAGGAGUCCCGUUAAUUGACUCGGCAAAACGUUCCCCAUUUAAUUCAGUUUAAGAGGCUUGACACAUCAGCAAUCCACUGCAGAAAAUACGAGUUGGCUCAGUGUUCGAGCUUUAGUUAACAUUAGGUUUCAAAAAAACCAUGGAGAUGAUUAAACUUUCUAUUCUGCCAAUCAGAGA